Messenger RNA from Xyrauchen texanus (razorback sucker), 6525 nucleotides. RefSeq names its product ST6 (alpha-N-acetyl-neuraminyl-2,3-beta-galactosyl-1,3)-N-acetylgalactosaminide alpha-2,6-sialyltransferase 1, tandem duplicate 1 (gene st6galnac1.1). The record is from RefSeq and is a predicted model, not a curated record. Lineage: Eukaryota; Metazoa; Chordata; Actinopteri; Cypriniformes; Catostomidae. Bases 4539 to 5834 code for a protein of 431 amino acids. Gene Ontology annotation, molecular function: sialyltransferase activity. The transcript is spliced from 12 exons.
AAAAUUCAGCGCAUACUAUUUUAUUAGGGACUGCUUUAGAUAGUCAAAUGUAGUGAUUUCAAAAACAAAUAAAACAGGACCCGUCGCAGAUGCAUGUUUGCAAAAUAUGUCUUUAUUAAAUGACAUGUGUCAGCAAAGAAGAACACGCAUACGUCAGCGAUAGUUAAUAAUAACCUUACAGUUAAUCGGAUAUUGUCAACAAAUACAGUUAUUUCAUAGACAUAAUGGAUGCAGUGAAUGCAGAUCUAAUGUGGCCUGCGGUGUUAUUUACGCUGCUUGCAAUUGUUGUAGCAGCAAUUGCUUUUGGAAAAAAUAAAGCUGCUGCGCCUUCAAAGGACAUCCAUAGUGUUGUUGAGGAUGAGCGAGUUGGUGCAGACAACGGAGCAUCUCGCAUUCAGCAUCAAUCUAGUGCAAAUCCCAAAGACGAAACUAUGGAACUUGUAAAGGAUUCUAACCGAGAUCAUGGGGAUGAAGAAGUGUGCAAGUCAGAUUGUCUAACUGACACCAAAUGGAGGGAGGAUUCAUCAGAGUAUGGGAUAAGAAAUGCUCUGAAGGAUUAUGCUCAAUCACCAGAUGCUGAGAAUGUGCCAUUGAGAUACAUGACUGGCAUGUUGAGGUCCAGCCAGCUUGAAAACAUGAUGACUAAUGAAGAACUGGAGGAAGAGCUGAGAGUUCAGCGGGAGCAGUUAGCUGCCAUCUUCCAGCUGCUCAGAGACAAACAAGACACGUUUGGUGAGGUGACUGAGAGUGAUUUAGAAGAACAACUGAAACUGUACUCUAUUUAACAGAUCACAUCAAGAGACUACUGAAAAUACUGAGGCACAGGGAAGUUUGUAGAUUGUGGACUUGGAUUAGUUCUUGUCACCUUCGUAGAUUUAAAUAUCUGUGAACCUUUCAUAAAUGAUGGUUUUUCAUAUCAGAUUUAAUCCUAAUUGUCAGUGACUUAAACCAACUCUCUGCAAUAUUUGAAUAUAUGAAAAAGGGGUUUGUUAAUUACUUGCAAUGAUCACAAAUAUACUACAUUAAAUUUGAUCUAUAUCCUCAUGCAUCCCAAUGUACACAUGCGUGGACGUUGUGUUUGGCUUUGUUAUAUGCAACGCAUAUUUUAAAUUCAUGCAAACUGACUGAUCUCAGUUCAGAAGACUCUGGGCUUUUAGUAAAGGCUUAAACUUCCGACGUACAGAGUCAUGUGUAAAACAUGUGUCGAACACAGCAAAGUUUGUCUUUGGGAGAAACGGCAACAAAACUACAUCUAGUUAGAAACCUAAUUAAGUUUUUACAUUGAAAUGUAUUAGAGUCAAAAGAUUAGAGUCUUUAGUUUCAUUCGAUAUGCCAUUUCAAAAAUGUGAGCGAUGUAUCGUGAAACGCCACACUGCUUAACACAAUGUACUUUUUUGUGUACUUUAGUGCUAUUUUUCCUUAGAAAUCUUAUGUUUAUGUGCAUUAUCACAUUGAGAACCAAUGGGUUCAUCUAAAAGCAGAACAAUGUUGCUUUCAGAUGCUGUAUGUUGAGUUAAGAUGAAUAUAAGUUGAAUUUUGAACUGUUCUGAGACCAGUGCAGACAGAUAGCAUACUGGAGGUUAAGUCAUUCACUUAAUAGGGAUCAAAGGAGCAUCCUAUAGCUUUCCUAUGCAGCUAAGUGCAUUUACUCCUAAAAUCCGACCAGUUUCAGGCUGCAGCUAAUGCUUGACAGACAUGGGACAAUGGUAAUCAGUACACAGACUCAGAAUUUUUACAUGGACGUGAUUGGAUGAUGUUAUCCAUUACUUUGAAUCAGAAAUAUUAAUGCUAAUUUUUGAUUGGUAAAAUGCUUCAGCACUGGCUAUCACUUGUUUGUUUGACACACAGAGAAAACUUUGAGAUUUUGUUGCAAAGUAAAAAUAUCAAAUAAUUUGUAUUUGUGUAUUUUCUUAUUUGUGCUUUUGCCAGUACACUAAGCAGCUUUACAGAAAAUCCAGUAUAACCCAUGAGGAAUCAAACAUUGUGUCUGAAAUAGUCAUAAGUAAGAGUAAAUACUGUGCCUUGCUAAAGUUUUUAGACCUCUGACCAAUUAUCUCAUAUUACUGAAUUACAAAUGGUGCAAUUCAAUUUCAUUCUGUUUGAUAUUUUAUUUUAAAACACUGGAACUCAAAAUCAAUUAUUGUUAGGUGACAUUGGUUUUAUGUUGGGAUAUAAAAAAAAGUCCAAAAGCAUUCCACAGAAGUUAAAGUAAUAAAAAUGCAUAGAUUAGGGAAAGAGUACAAAAUAAUAUCCAAAUGUUUGGAUAUCCCAAUGAGCAUAGUUAGAUAAAUAAUCAGUAAGUGGAAGCUGCACCACACCACCAAGGCAUUGCAAAGAAAAGGCUGUCCCUCAAAACUCAGCGCUAAAACAAAAAGGAGACCUGUGAGAGAAGCCACAGAGAGGCCAACAAUCACUUUGAAGGAGCUACAGAGUUCAGUGGCUUGGAGUGGAUUAAUGGUGCAUCAGUCAACCAUAUCAAGAGCACUGCAUAACGCUGUCCUGUAUGGGAGGGUGGGAAGAAAGAAGCCGUUACUCUAAAAGUACCAUCUGAAAGCAUGUCUUGAGUUUGCAAAAGCAUGCAAGUAACCCAGCUGCAAUGUGGGAGAAGCUUUUGUGGUCAGAUGAGACCAAAUAGAGCUUUUUGGCCAAAACUCAAAGUGCUAUGUGUGGUGCAAACCUAACACUUCACAUGCCUCAAGACACACCAUCCCUACAGUGAAAUAUGGUGGUGGCAGCAUCAUUCUGUGGGGAUGCUUCUCAUCAGCAGGGACUGGGCAUCUUGUUAGAAUUGAAGGAAGAAUGGAUGGAGCAUAAUAUAGGGAAAUACUGCAAGAGAACCUGCUUCAGUCUACUAAAAACCUGAAGCUUGGGAGAAAAUUCACCUUUCAGCAUGACAAUGAUCCCAAGCACAAGGCCAAAGCAACAUUGAAGUGGCUCAAGAACAAAAAGAUAAAUGUUCUACAGUGGCCCAGUCAAAGUCCUGAUCUCAAUCCUUUUGAGAAUCUGUGGCACUAUUUGAAAAUUGCAGUCACCCAACCAAACCAAAGCUGGUACAUAUGUACCCCAAAAGACUUAAAAGCAGUUAUUGCAGCAAAAGGUGGCUCGACCAAAUAUUAAUGUGUGUGGGGUUGAAUAUUAUGCAAGCAAGAUAUUUCAUUUUUUUUAUUUUUCAUGUCACCUUAAAAUAACACAUUUUGAGUUUGUGUUUUGAAAUAAAAUAUCAAUCAGAAUGAUAUUUCAGUGUACAAUUUGUAAUUUGGUAAUAUGAGAGAAUUGGUCAGGGGUCUGAAUACUUACAAUGAUCUGAGAAAGUUCCGUAGAUUGGUUAUUUGCAGCUUAGCUAAUGGCUGUGGUGCAUGCCACAACAAAUUAAAUCAUUUUGUACCAAAUAUAUAAAUUAUGAAUAGCAAUAAAUGGCAAACUAUUUGAAAAUUAACAUAAUAAAAAUGUUUUAAACAUUUGCUGUCUGUCUGGUUCACUUUCGAGUGAGCUUACAAAAUUAUACCACUUAGGCUACUUGUAAAUGUGAUUCUUUAAAUCUGAAGUUUGUUACUUUUUCAGUGUUAAAUUACUUUCUCCUUCCCAGCUUAAUAUGCUGAGACAACUAUAAGUGUCACAAAUAGCGGUAGGACAACGAGGGAGACAAAGGUUGAGGAUCCACAAACAGUAACUUUAUUAAAUAAACAAACACAAAGGAAAACCCACGAUGGGGAAAUAAACAUAAACAAGGAACUCGGGAAGUGAACACAGAGCAGGCUUUAAACAAACUUUCCAUAACAAACAACGAUCGACAGUGACUGAACAAACAGGCAGGGUAUAAAUACAAGAAAGGGCCAAUGAACAAACAGAACUCAAAAUAACAUAAGGUGAUGAACAGAAACCAAUGGGAAACUUAACGAGGACAGGUGAAAACAAUGAACAAUGAACACGAGGGCUAACAAGACUGUGGAGUUACAGACGGGUCAAAAGUGAAGACUAUUGAGUAACAAAAGUGACACAAAUGGAAAACAAAAGGGGAAACAGUAAAACAAGACAAGGUCAUAUGUUACAAUAAGUAAGCGGUUCGUUGGUUGAUCUACUUGAAAACUAUUAACUGUGUCUCUGUGGCGGUAUCAAAUAUUGCUGUUUGUUUUAGCUUACUGACCCAUUGACUUGGCAUGAGUUUGGGCAAGAACUGUCUAAUUGUUUGAACAAUGGCAGAUGUGUGAGUAUUUGGGAAAGCUGUAUACAUUUUGAUAACAAUGUUCACUUUUUGCUAUUUUAUUACACCUUUCAGCUUUAGAUUACAAGGUUGUAGGAUUACAAAACAGUGAAUGGAUAUGAUUUUUUCUUUAUUUUAUUUAUUUAUAAUAAUGAAAAAUACUUUAUUGUAUAUUAAAGCAUAUAUUUAUGUUUUUAUCUGUUCAAGUAAUGCUAAUGCAUCUCUGCUGGCCAUAAAAGGGGGGGGAUAUUGUUUGAUGAUGUAAUGUAUUUGAAUAGCCUGAUAACAAUUGGAUGGCACUGUUGAAAAACAGAGAAGGCAGGUAAGAUCAUGAAAUAUGCAGAAAGCUUUGGGACUUGUUUGUCUCAUUCUGACUUCUUGUGUGCUGCUUUAUGUAGUACUCUGGAAAAACGUUUCUGAACAGUGGACUAGGUCUGUAUUUGUCGGAGAAAUUGAGCACACAGAUGAUCGUACACUAACUUAUCAAACUAACAUCACUUCUGCAUUGGAUGUAUCAUCGUUUGGAACUACAUUUAUCUACAAAGAUGAAAACUCUCACUCUAUUGAGCGUGAAGCCACAAUAACACCUAUUCCAGUUCUUUAUAAGAAAAAUUUUACAAAAUUACCUGAGUGGGAUUUUGAGGAUGUUUAUUUGCAAGACCAUUUGGCAAGAAAACCAACCUGUCCAAAGUCCCUAAAAAACACAGAGGAUUUGAAGUUCCAGGAAGCGCUCCUUCCUAACAUUCAGUUAUGGCUGUACAAAGGUCUGCUCAACCUAUCAGAAUGGAAUCGAUUAGCACACUUCAACAACCCCUUUGGCUUUAUGGAAUACAAUUACAAUGAGGUAAAAGUAGCAGUGGAUUUGAUACAGAAGCCUCAGUCUUCAAUAUUACUGCCGGUUCCUGGAAGUGCAAAGGAUGGCUGUAUCCGCUGUGCUGUUGUGGGUUCUGGUGGCAUUCUCAAUAAUUCAAAGAUGGGCAAAGAGAUUGACUCCCAUGAUUAUGUUUUUCGAGUCAAUGGGGCCCUUAUCCAAGGUUUUGAGGAGGAUGUUGGAAAUAAAACAUCUGUCUACGUGCAUACAGCUUUUUCCUUAUACAGCACCAUUCUAAGAUUUAGAAAGUAUGGCAAUCACAUUAUUCCACAAGAUGAGGGCAUAAAAUACGUCAUGAUCCCUGAAGGCCUUAGGGACUUCCAGUGGCUCCAAGGUCUUCUACAGGGGAAAGAAGCUAUCGGGUCCUUUAAGGGUGUGAGGCCACUGAAAUUCUUCAAUGGGCAUUUUAAUGAGAGCAGAUUCUACGUUCUUCACCCAGAUUUUCUUCGAUACAUUCGCAACAGGUUCAUGCCAUCCAAACAAAUGCAGGGCAAAGCCUGGGCAAUGUACAGACCAACUAAUGGAGCAUUUGCUUUGUUCUUGGCUCUUCACACAUGUGAUAUUGUGGAUGCAUAUGGUUACAUUACAGAGGAUCACCAUAAGUACUCAAACUAUUACUUUGAAAAGUUUGAAAAAACUAAAGUAAUUUUCUAUAUUAACCAUGACUAUGGUCUGGAGAUAAAGAUAUGGAAAAAACUGCAUGACUCUGGAAUCAUUAGACUCUACCAAAGACAAGAGAACUUAAACAAAACAAAGACAUGAGGACUUCCUCUAUUCUGUGUACGGCCAUGGCCAGUCCAACAAACAUUCUGUGGAUCCCAGAAAUACAGUGCAUUGAAAAGCACCAUCAUACCUGAGAAAAAAGAGAGGAACAGUAGAGGAAUGUGGUUUAGGGCUUAGUUUUACAGAGGGCAGUGGGACAUGUAACAUAAAUUGCCAUUUUACUUUAACAUUUAUACACUAGGUAGAUGCUUUUAUCCAAAGCAAUUUACAGAGCAUUCAAGGUAUUAAACUGAUCAAUACAUAAAUGUCCUGGGAAACGAAUACAUGACAUUGGUGUUGCUAGUGCCAUGCUGAGAGCUAUAGGAGUUUUAACAAGUCUUUGGUCAUUGUGAUGGUUCUUCGGGCACCACAGGAAUAUGUAAUAACAAACUUGAUGGAAAAUCCUUAGAUUGUACUUGUGUUUAAAAUGUGAUGUCUGUUGUGCAUGCUCACAAACUUGUGGAGUCCAUGCCAGCUCAAGUGCAUCAUGAAAUGAAAGGGGGGAAUAAUUGGGAAUUCUGAAAUGUCUUCACUUUUCACUCAAAUUGUUAUGCUGAUAUAAUCUGUAAUUUUUUUUUUUUACAAAAAUUUAAUUUUAGUAAUUAGAAGAAUGCACAAAAAAAAAAAAAAAAAUAACAUUUAAAAAAAUUUAACUUUUGAACCCCACUGCAUUUUAUGUGUUCAUGUUUGA